Messenger RNA from Adineta steineri, 2835 nucleotides. NCBI's taxonomy places the organism in Eukaryota, Metazoa, Rotifera, Eurotatoria, Adinetida, Adinetidae. The record is from the annotation of a GenBank genome assembly.
AUGAUUAUAAUUAAAUUUAUCCUACGAACAACAUGUAUUGAUUCAUCUGUUGAUGAUUUAACGACAAAUUCUUUAUUGGAACAACAUAAGAAUAAUUUUACUUCAUCCAAUAAACUUGUCAAUAGAAUAUCGUCUCAAAUAAAAUCCUGUUCAAAAUGGAAUCGUAUUGGAGAGACGAUCGUAGGAAAGGAAUUAAAUACACAUCUGAAUGAUUUAGAAAGCAUUACAAUUAUCGGUAUUGAUACACUAUAUGUUGUCGAUCGUUAUAAUGAAAAAACUCGAUUACAAAUAUUUUCAAAUGGUUCACUUGUUGGUCGUACAUUAUGGAAUGGACUUGGUUCUAUCGUUUUAAUCGAUGAGAAUGGUACGUUUUACACAAGUUCCCAUGAUGGAAAUAUUGAACGUUGGUCAGAAAAUGGAAAAGAAGGAAAGAAAAUAAAUUGUCAAUGCAAUCAAUGUUCUCGUAUAUGGUUUGAUUCGGAAAAACAAGAAUUUUAUAUUGUCGAACGUUUUCGUUCUCGUAUUAUUAAAUGUAAUAUUAACACAAAUACAACGAUUACUAUAGCUGGAACAAUAGAUAUCGAUGGAUUUUCAAAUAAAACACUUUCUUAUCCGUAUGCUUUGUAUAUUAACGAUGUAAAAGAUAUAUAUAUUACUGAUGUAAACAAUCAUCGCAUACAAAAAUGGAAACAAAAUGCAACGAUUGGUAUUAUUACUAUUGCUGGACAGACAAGAAAAAUAGAUCAAUCAAACACUACUCUUCAUCGACCAUACGAUAUUAUAGUUGAUACAAAUGGUUUCAUUUAUAUUGCUGAUAUGAUUAAUCAUAGAAUUCUUCGAUGGAAAGAAGGAGAGUCUCAAGGUGAAGUUAUUUGUGGUAUAACAGGUGAAUCUAGAAAUUCUACAUUGCAUCUCAAUCGACCGAAAUCAUUGGCAUUCGAUUUCGAAGGCAAUCUCUACGUUGCUGAUGUUGGAAACAAACGAGUACAAAGAUUUACUAUUGAUAAUAGCGCCUGUCUUUUACCAGAAUCCGAAUCUGUUGGAGACCAUUGGUCAUUUCUUCGACAAAAAUUCUAUGCAUCCAAAGUGGAACAAGAGAAUAGUACUAAACUUGGCUUCGGUUACAAUCCAUUAAAAGAUUCUUCUGUAUGUUACACAGAAACUUGUCAAAGAAGAGAUUUUGGUUUACCUAUUUUCAAAUUCAAAUAUUCCAUUCCACUUAAAGGACUUUGUACUAAUAAACUUAUACCAGAAAAUGUGAAAGUUAAUUGCAUAUCUUCACAGAAUAAUAAUAUUGAAACACAGAUUAUCAAUACAUUAAAAUAUGCUGAUUCUUCUUUUUCUUAUGCUUACUCGAGAGAAAUACAUUCAAUGAUUGAUAUGUUGAUGAAAGACAAUUCCACAAUACUUUUUACUUCUGUCAACGUAACAUCAACGUAUCUCUCGAUAGUUGAAUCAAACUCUGAGCUAUCGGAUGAGUUUCGUUCUGUCAUUGAACAUAUACCUUGCUGUGAUUUUAAUGAAACUGUCGAAAAAUAUAUUCGUGAAUUUUUAAUUGGUUAUUUUGGUUAUACAUAUAUUAAAGAUGUUCAACUUGGCGGUAUUAUUAAACAAAAAAUUAUUAUUACACACAACGAUCGUAUUAGAUUAGAGCAAAAUGGAUUUAAUACGUCAAAUGAAACAUGGUUAAAAGACAUCGCUAAAAACAUCUUUUCAUUUCAAAAGAAAUUAAAUCAGACGAAAACACAUGAUAAAAUAUUAAUUAAUACUUUCAAUAAAUAUUCUACUAAAAGUGAUGUUAUGAUAUUGGGUGGGAAGACUUCAAUACGAUCAUUGAAUGACUGGUACAAAUCAGUACCGCAUAGUCCAAUCGUUAUGAAAAUUGGUAUUUCUAGUAUUUCUGAUCUGUUGACAACUCAUCAUUUUCCUACCGAUUCGUAUAUUAAUCAAAAAGCUGUACUUAUUCAAUCUGUCGUUGAUCGAUAUUUAUCAAAUCCGAUAUACUGUUAUAGUCAAUGCACGGAUACUGAACAUGGAAUAUGUGUUGAUAGUGGUUACUUCCGAUUUGGUGUUUGUAAAUGUAAAUCGGGUUGGACGGGAUUUGAUUGUGCAACACCUAUUUAUCAUUAUAUCGACACAGUGCACAGCAAUAUAUCACCAAUUUGGAAUACGAAAGCAGGAAGAAAUAGUAAUUCAACUUCGAUAGGUUAUAGUAAAGGACAAAUGCCACCAAAUGAAACAAUUUCUAAUAUUAUCGAUCGUAAUAUUCACACAAAAUAUACAAGUUUCGGAUCUAGUUCAGCUGAUGUUAUUAGUCGAAGAAGUGGUUUAAAUACAGGAUUUUAUAUAAUACUCAAUACUAGUAUUUGUAUUGUCACUGGAUUUCAAUUUACAACUGCAAUUAAUCAACCAAAACGAGAUCCAAUAAUGAUCACACUUGAAGGAAGCAAUGCUGAUAAUUCUUCUCUAACAUUCGGUACAAGUUGGACAUUGAUAUAUAAUGGAUCGAGUGGACUUGAAAUAGAUCCAGGUCGUGGAAAAGUAGGUUCUCUUCAAAUACUGAAUAACAGUCAACCUUAUCGAAGUUAUCGAAUGUUGGUGAUAUCGAAAAGAGAAAUUGAAAGUGGUGUACACUAUUCAGAAUUUGCUUUGUAUGGUCAUUCAUGUUUACCAGAAACUCAUAUACAAACAAGAAAUAUAAUGACGCAAACUAUGAGUGCAUAUAUGAGAGUCACUAACGACUAUCCACAACCACUCAUAUUAACAACAUCGACGAAUAUGAAUAUGAAAGAUACAUUUCCUAGUCAAACCAUUGAAGCAGUUCCAGUACAAUAA